AUGUACGGGGAAAAUUCUCUCUGUUUACCUUACUCGCAUCGAAAUUCAGUUGAUGCUGGCCAUGGCACUGACUGGGAUUUUAUCUUUCAGUCUUUGCUAAUCUGUGGUCCCUCGGUUGUCUUUCUUCUUUGUGCACCAUGGACAUGUCUUCAGUUGCGCAAAGAAAGCAUCAAAGUUCGCCAAAACUACAGAGGUUUCUUGAAACUGUUGACGUCCUUGGUGCUUCUUGCGUUGCAAUUAUCCCGUCUCGUACUCGAACUUCUCGCAGACCCCCAUUCUAUUCGUUAUGUCUCGGCGACAGCGCUGGAGUUUGCGUGCUCCCUUGCCAUUUCCUUCCUCUCGUUUGUCCAUCACGGUCGAUCUAUCAGUCCUUCCGACCUGCUCAAUGUGUAUCUGGCAACCUCUAUCGGCAUCGACAUCGCCAAAGCAGUGCUCUUAUCCAUUACUACUGCUCACGAGUGCAAUGUUUCAAUGCUGAGUAUCGCUCUGAUGGCAGUCAAGACGGUACUCUUGGGGUUGGAAACGCAGAGCAAACGGUCCAUUCUACGUGAGCCAUGGACCAGCCAGAACCUGUCCUUCGAAGAGACAGACGGUGUUUUCAGCAGAAUCACCUUUUGGCGGGUCAACGCCUUGCUGCAGAGAGGUCGCAAGCAGUUGCUGAAGCUGGAUGAUCUGCCCACGUUGCAUAGCGAGCUAUCAUCAAGCCUGCUGAGGGAGCGGAUGAGGGUUUGUUGGGAACGUCGAUCAAAACCAGAGGGAAGAUAUGCCCUUGUGGUGGCGGUUUUCAAAUGCACCUUCUGGCAGAAUAUGCGUGUUGCUCCUUAUGUCGCAGUGCAGGUUUUCCUUCGCUAUGCUCAGCCGCUUUUGAUCACGUAUAUGAUCACAUUUGUCAGUGAUCCCCCUCCAGCAGGGGAUGCAUACUGCCUCGAAUCAUUCAAAUUGAUCCUCUCAGUGAUGGUGAUUUAUGUUGGAUUGGCUAUCGUCGAUGGCUUGCGAUCAAUUGCUGCUCGCAAAGUACGUAUCGCAGUCCGAGCAUGCCUGAUCGGCGUUCUCCAUGAUAAGGCUUUGAAAAGCAUUGCCAGCACAUCGGAUGAUUCAUCUGCAAUCACUCUGAGUAGCAGUGAUGUCGAGGAUGUUCAGUGGUCGAUCGGCUACAUCCAUACCAUCUGGUCGUCUUUUCUUUCCCUUGGUUUGGGAAUGUAUAUGCUCGCUUCAAGACUCGGUUGGGCGAGUGUGAUUCCGAUCCUUCUGGUGUUAUUCACAUCGCGAGGAGGAAAAUACGUUUCCCAACAUUUUGCAGGCAAGCAACGGGCAUGGAACGAUGCCACACAAGCCCGAAUCGGCAUCACCAAGACUGUUUUGGAGCAAAUGAAAAGCAUCAAGAUGUGUGGCUUUUCUCGCGCCAUGGAAACCAGGAUCCAAAACGCCCGAGAGAAUGAAAUCAAGGCCAGUCUUAUCACGUACUGGCUAGAUGCGAUUCUGAUAGCUUGUGUCACCUUCUUGAAUGUAGUCGGGCCAGCGAUUACACUUGCAAUCUACGCCAUCCAUUCGAAACUCACUGGCGGAGCUCCCCUUGAUACAAAUACGGCGUUUACUUCCUUUGCUAUCAUUCAAAUGGUCACUGCCCCUGCGAAUUCAAUUAUCCUGAGCGUACCAGAUCUUGUCGCUGCCCUCGCCGGAUUUGACCGGUUGCAGAAAUACCUUCUUGAGCCUUCCCAUGAAGACACUCGGAGAAUCCUGACAGAGGCAGGUCCAGAUGGGGUGAACAAGAUAGACAGCGUUGUGACAGCUACAUCUAUUGAUUCACAGGACGAAGAAAACAAUCGAACCUUCUCCAUCGUCGUCAAGAACGCAACCAUCCGGCCAUCGCCAACAGCCCGAGAACCUGUCCUUCAGGGGAUCAACAUUCAGGUUCAAAAGGGAUGGCUCGUCAUCUGCGCCGGGGUCACAGGUUCCGGCAAGACGACACUGGCCAGAGCAAUUCUCGGGGACGUGCAGCCUGACAGCGGUAGCAUCUCCGUGUCCUCCAAAAACAUUGCCUGCUGUACGCAGUCCUCGUGGCUAAGAAACGGAACCAUCCAAGAGAUCAUUGCUGGGCCGCCAGGGUCGCAGAUCACAGAUGUGAAAUGGUACCAACGAGUCAUCCAUGCGUGCUGUCUCGAGGAGGAUUUCCAGCAAUUGCCUCGGGGCGAUCAAACAAUGGUUGCCAGUGGCGGCACCUCGCUUUCGGGAGGCCAGAAGCAGCGAGUUGCUCUCGCUCGUGCGGUUUACUCUCGAUUGGAUAUUCUCGUCCUUGACGACAUCUUCAGUGCACUGGAUACUCAAACGGAGCAGACAAUCGCUCAGCGACUCUUUGGACAACACGGUCUCCUUCGAGAACUUGAAAAAACCGUUUUUCUCAUCACACAUGCCACUCAUUUACUCCCGCUUUCUGACCUGGUGGUUAUUCUCAACAAGGAUGGCCAUGUUUCGAAACAAGGGCCGUGGGAUGAACUGAAAGGCCAAGCUGAAUCUAUCAGCAGAAUGAUCGACUCGAAACAAAACGAACAGAAAGUGAGCUCUUCAUCCGAAGCCAAGACACAGAACAAGGCAGCAGCAGUGGCUUCUUUACGAUCCGCUGAACGAUCAAUGGAGAUGGUGAGAAAAACAGGCGACAGCGCCAUCUACAAACAGUACAUCAACGCAGUAGGGAAACCGCAGAUGCUAGUCACCACGCUUGUCAUGGCGUCGUCGGCAGGGUUCAGCUUGCUGAUCCAGAACUGGCUGCGAUGGUGGACCGCAGAUGGUCAGGCAGAGCAGCACACUUGGUUCUAUGUCUCUGGCUACCUCCUCCUGGCUCUUGCCCACUGGGUGUCGCUGGCGGGGAUCAACGCAACGCUGCUUCUGAUUGUGCCCAGCUCCGGCCGAGCUCUACACGGCCAACUGCUCUCCACGGUGAUGAAAGCUCCGUUGUCGUUUUUCACCUCCUCGGCAGAGGAUACCGGCACCACCCUGUCCAGAUUCAGUCAGGACAUGAAACAUAUCGACCGCCGGUUGCCAACGCAAGUGGCGCGAAUGGGCGGCCAGGCUUUCAAGCUGCUGGCGCAGUUUCUCCUGCUGUACACGGCCGCACAGUCCUCCCUGCUCGUCACGCUCCCCAUCCUGUUGGCGGUCGUCUAUGUUGUCCAAAAGGUCUACCUGUACACCAGCCGGCAGCUUCGCUGGCUCGACCUGGAAACCAACUCCCUCACCAGCACCAGCUUCCUGGAUACCGUGAAUGGACUGACGACUAUCCGCGCAUUUGGCUGGGAAACGGCGUACAUGUCUGACAAUAGCCGACGGUUGGAUAUGUCGCAAAUCCCCUCAUACUCCCUUCUUGGGAUCGAGCAAUGGCUACAGUUGGUUCUUGAUCUGAUCAUCGCAGCAGUGGCACUGAUCAAUGUCAGCCUGGUUAUCUUUCAGGGCCAAUCUGGGGGGGGCUCCACGGCUGGCGAGGUUGGAAUCACCAUGAACGUUUUUCUUUCGGUGAACAUCACCCUCCUAGUCACCAUUCACUUUUGGACCAGCUUCGACGCAUCACUCGAGGUUGUCUCGAGGAUUGCGGCUUUUGCGAGAGAAGUCAAGCCGGAGGCUCAACCGGGAGAAGACCACGUACCACCGGAAGAGUGGCCUGCAAGAGGAGGGGUGGAAAUGCAAGAUGUGGUGGCUGGAUAUGGCGGCAGCAGCAACAGCAGCAGCAGUGGUAUCGGAGAUGGGAUUACGACCGCCCUCAACGGGGUCACCUUGACGAUUCCACCGUCUUCCAAAACUGGCAUCCGCGGCCGCACUGGAAGCGGCAAAUCUUCUCUCAUCCUGAGCAUUCUCCGUCUCCUCGACUUCUCAAAGGGGACAAUCUGCAUUGACGGCGUCGACCUGGCCACUCUCCCCCGAGAGACGAUCAGACAUCGGAUCAUCACCAUUCCGCAAGACCCUUUCCUGAUUCCUAGUGGCUCACUCCGCGAGAAUCUGGAUGUAGGCAGUGGAACUGUUUCCGAUGAGGAGAUGCUGCAAGUGUUGCAUAAGGUGCAUCUUGCGUCUGUUCUAGAAAGGAGAGAUGCUUCCCUUCCACUUGACACCAUGAUGAAAGAUCUCCCACUCUCGGCCGGCCAAAUCCAACUCCUCUCCCUCGCCCGCGCCAUCCUUCUUCGACCCUCGCGCGGCAACCUGCUUCUCCUCGAUGAAGCGACAAGCAAUAUCGAUCGGGAGACUGACGCGGUCAUGCAGAGGGUCCUUCGGGAGGAGUUUCGGGGGUAUACGGUUGCAGCGAUUGCGCAUCGGUUGGAGACCAUCGAGGAUGCGGAUAAUGUGCUUGUCAUGGAGGGGGGGAGAGUGCUGCAGGGCAUUUGA
Penicilliopsis zonata CBS 506.65 is the source of this 4365-nucleotide messenger RNA. RefSeq lists its product as hypothetical. Bases 1 to 4365 code for a protein of 1454 amino acids. The transcript is spliced from 8 exons. Gene Ontology annotation, molecular function: ABC-type transporter activity; ATP binding; ATP hydrolysis activity. Gene Ontology annotation, cellular component: membrane. Gene Ontology annotation, biological process: transmembrane transport. NCBI's taxonomy places the organism in Eukaryota, Fungi, Ascomycota, Eurotiomycetes, Eurotiales, Aspergillaceae. The record is from RefSeq and is a predicted model, not a curated record.